AUGGCGCCCGCCGCGCCCGGUGGGUGCUGGCAACCGCAGUCUCCCGCCGCAGCUACCAGCACUGAUAGUCUCAGCGCCGCGGCCGCCGCCAGUUCCUCCAGCAGCAGCAGUUUGGCGGCAGGGGAACCAGAGGCGGCGAGCGUGUCACCGCGCACGAGUAACGCGGGAAGCGAGUCGGCGGGGUUUCUAUCCUCCCCUUCUCGGACCUUUGCCCCUCCCUUAGAGCCGCAAACCCUCGCGGGGAAAUGGCUCCUACGGCUGCUUGCCUCGGUUCCGGCUAUGGUACCAACUGCGGUUGAUGCCGAGUUGCGAAGACUGCAGGAGGAAGUGGCGAUUGGAGAAGGUGCUAACUAUUUUAGCGACCGAGCCGGUUUCGUCGACGAAUCCGUUUUCGCCGUUCUUGGGCGCGCAAACGGCGCGGCCGCAGGGCCACUGGAGCUAAUCCAGGGAGAAUCUAUAGACGAAGUUCGAUGGACGGAUGAGGCAAACUUGCUACAAAGCCGCAUCUGGCGCCUCCAACGCCGCGACCAACAUGACGAGCUUCAAGAGCUCCUAUACGCGUUAGUAGCGCUCCAAUUCGUUUCACAAGGCCACACGCCGCUUCUCCGCGCCUUGCCUUUAUUACCCGUGCUCCCGCCUUCUCCGUGGCAACGAAGUAACACCUACAGCCGGGAUAACACCAUCAGCCGCGCAACCAACGCUAACUCCAACAGCCGCGAUAGCCUCAGCGCUUCGACGGCAGUUUCUCGGGUUGCCGCUAACUCAUCUGUCCCUUUCUUGGCCAAUCAAUCAGCCGUCGCGACUCCCGCUGCUUCAGCCGCCGCCGCUUGCUGCACGGGCCUGCGUAAGAUGCUUUCGCCGACCGUCCGAGGAAUGGUUUCGCGACACCUGGCGAUGGUUAUGGCGAGCCAGCUGGAGCAAGCGCCACGUGGCGUUCCUACCAGCGGGAACGACGGAGACAGGAGUAGCGGCAACAGCGCGAAUAGCGGCGGCAUUAGAAGCACUAACGCAGGAAGCAGCGGCACGAACGGUGUAAGGAACGUCGGCGCAGUGGCACGGCCGUACGGUCCGGGGGUUCUAAAGAGCUCGCGACUGCGGCUAGGUCAAAUCUACGCAUCGUCGAUAACCUAUGGGUAUUUUCUCCGACAGGUGGACUUACGACUGGAACUCGAAGCGUGCUGGCAGCUGAACCAAGCGAGUCUCUUGGAAGGAAUGUUGCUGCUGGCUGGCGGGGAAAACCGCGAGCAGUUACAGCAGCAGCAGCAGCAGCAGGUAUCUGUCAAGCUAGCUUUAGAAAGGUCUAGCAGACCAACAGCGGGAGAGGCGGCGGAACCCCCGGGUUCCGCAGGAGCAGCUUCUUCCGUCCUAGCCUCCUCUUCGGGUGAAAUCCGGCGAGUGUUACCCGGUCGCGAACUGCCAAGCCAGGACGGACAGGUUACCGGGUCGCAGGUUAGGGAAAGUGCCGAGACUGUUAGGUCUAAAGUUGGAGCGGCCCAGAUUCAGCGGAAUUAUCUGGAGCGGUGCUGGAAUGGGGCUCGUGAUGGGACCGCGGGGGGCGCGGGAAACGCGGGAGGGGGAAUGCGGAAGGCGGACAUCGGCGCGUACUUGCGCAGGAUGGAUCCUGGUUUGGUUCGGCAAAUGAGCAAGAUCCACAGCAGGGAGUCACUUCGGGUGAUUGAAAGGCACACUGAAGCGCUGUUCGGCCCGCCGGUUUGGGAAGAAGGAGCUGACGGUUCCCUGGCAGUGCGUGAUGAGGUGGUGUGGCUGACUGCGGGCGGCGUUGAGCGACUGGCGGAGCUGAUCAGGAUUACUGAAAGGGGGUUUGGCGGAGUGAUCGUGCGCACGCGCGGCUGCGCCAGCUGUUGCGUAAGCGGGGACUGGCGGAGAAGUGUCCGCGGAGGUGAUCAGCGGGAGCUAUCGCCGGGAGGGGCGGAGCAGGCGCGAAUGCAAGCGGAUUCCGCGGAGGAAUUGGCGCGCUUAGGGGGGAAUGGAGAAGGCGGAGGGUUUCCAAUCACCUUAGGAGUGCGUGCAUGGCCGGAAUGGAACCAAGGGGCUCUGUUCGUGGAUAAGAUACAAAGGGGCACAGCACAAGCCCACACGUCUGUGCUAGACUUCUACUGCAACCGCUACCCUCAUUCUGCCUCCCCGCAAGGGUGGCUGGAUCGCAUUGGCAACGGUCAGGUCACACUCAACGGCACACGCGUUACUGACCCUGCCACCCCACUCAGCCCAUCGGACUGUCUCUGCUACCACCGCACGCCAUGGCAGGAGCCCCCUGCGCCGUGCCACUUCACUGCUCUCUAUCAGGAUGCACACGUGCUGGUGCUAUCAAAGCCCAGCGGGCUGCAGGUGCUGAGAGGAGCGCCAUUCCACCAGCGCACUCUGCUCUCUCUGCUCGCGCUGCAUGCACGCAACCGACUGGUACCAGUGCCGCUGCCGGCAACAGAUGUAGAGGCAGCAGAGGCAGCAGCGGAAGCAGCGGAAGCAGAAGGGACGGCAACAGACAGAGUGCCGAGUGCCACUGAAGGGGUAGCAGCAGUGCUGCAGAGUGCAGAGUCGAAUGGUGCACGCGCAGCAGACAGUGCCAGUGCAAGCGCGCUGAGUGUCGCUUCGAAAGCAGGCGACGAGGAGCAGCCGCAGCAGCAGCACGGAGGACGCCAGCAGCAGCAAGAGUGCGGGAUAGACUGGGCACGAGACACAAUGGAGCCCGUGCACGGAAUGGCUUCUCCUGCUCACAGGAUAGGACGCGGCACAUCAGGUCUUCUAAUCUGUGGCAUCAGCGCUACAGGCAAGGCUAAACUGGCGGCUGACUUUGCUUCUGCCACCACCCGUGGUGAUGCUGCUGCUCAUCCCUCCCACCGUAAGGGACCCGAGCGGAGAAAAGGCAGGAACACCAGCAGCAGCAGCAGCAGCAGCGGCGGCGGCGGCGGCGGUGACGCCGGUGACGGCAGCGAAAACGGCAGCAGCACGAGCAGCAGCAGCAGCAGCAGCGGCAACGACAGCAGCAGCAGCGGUAGCGGAGGCAGCAGUAGUGCGGAUAUUGACAGCUGCCCCCGCAUUGUCAAGUUUUACAGGGCUCUCGUGCAGGGGGUGGUGGUGCCCGAUGAGCAAGCAGUGCGGGUGCCCAUUGGUCGAGUGCGGUACGGCGCGGUGGUAGGAGGGCUUUACAUGGCGUCCCCAACAGGCAAACCAGCAGUGAGUGUGCUGAGUGUGCUGCAUCGGCAUGUGCACGCCAACCAAACCUUGCUCGAGGUACCCAACUUCCCUCAUGCUUUCCGUGUCAACCCAGAAAUUGUCAAGUUCUGGUGCGCAUAUUCUCUGGUCGCGCCCAUCAGAUCCGUAUUCACUGUGCCGCCGUCGGCCAUCCCCUUGUUGGUGGGUGGGUGGGCUGGUAGGUGGGUUGGUGGGUCGGUGCUGUGGUGGGAUGGUGGGUCGGUGGGGUGGUGGGGUGGGUGA
Molecule: messenger RNA, 3456 nt
Organism: Closterium sp. Naga37s-1
Lineage: Eukaryota; Viridiplantae; Streptophyta; Zygnematophyceae; Desmidiales; Closteriaceae
Source: the annotation of a GenBank genome assembly